Molecule: messenger RNA, 1806 nt
Organism: Lolium perenne
Lineage: Eukaryota; Viridiplantae; Streptophyta; Magnoliopsida; Poales; Poaceae
Product: aldehyde dehydrogenase family 3 member F1
Biological process (GO): aldehyde metabolic process
Cellular component (GO): cytoplasm
Molecular function (GO): aldehyde dehydrogenase (NAD+) activity
Source: RefSeq, a predicted model, not a curated record
AGUCCGCGUGGCGCGUCAUGCCGCAAGUUAACCUCCACAACGUGCGCACUUGGUGAGCAGCUAGCUCCUCCGCCUGUCUGUCUCCAUGGGAAGCAUGCCCGAGAAGCCCCGCCAUGGCUUCGGCAGCCUGGUGACCGGCCUGCAGGAGGUGUGCGAGAGCGGCAUCACCAAGGACCUGGCGUGGCGGCGCUCGCAGCUCAAGGGGAUCAUCAGGCUCCUCACCGAGAAGGAGGAGGAGAUGUUCGACGUGCUUCGCGAUGACCUCGGCAAGCACCGUGCUGAAUCCUACAGAGACGAGAUUGGGGCUCUCGUCAAGUCCGUCAACCACACGCUGAGAAACCUGGAGAGAUGGGCGGCGCCCGAGAAGGUUCAAGCGCCGCUGGUUUCAUUCCCGGCCACUGCGCUCGUGGUGCCCGAGCCGCUCGGCGUAGUGCUCGUAUUCUCCUGCUGGAAUUUGCCAUUAGGUUUGGCUCUGGAGCCACUCUCCGGCGCCAUAGCGGCUGGCAAUGCUGUGGUUGUAAAGCCGUCUGAGUUCGCACCAGCCACCGCUGCGUUCCUCGCUAGCAACCUACCAAAGUACCUGGAUCCUAGGGCUGUCAAGGUUGUCUUGGGUGGACCAGAAGUUGGAGAGCAGCUAAUGGAGCACAGAUGGGACAAAGUCCUCUUCACAGGAAGCGCCCGUACAGGGCGCAUUAUCUUGACGAAAGCAGCAAAGCACUUGACGCCAGUCGCGCUUGAACUGGGCUCGAAAUGUCCGUGCAUCAUUGAUCGGCUAGAUAGCAAGAGAGACACCCAGAUUGCAGUGAAUCGCAUAUUUGGAGGGAAAUGGUCCCUUUGUGCCGGCCAAGCAUGUCUUGCCAUUGAUUACAUCCUGGUCGAGGAGGAAUUUGCACCUGCUCUGAUUGAGGUACUGAAAUCAACAGUCAAGAGGUUCACCGCUACACCAGAUUGCAUGGCCCGGAUCCUGAACGAAAAGCACUUUAAGAGGCUAAGCAACUAUCUGAAGGAUCGUAAGGUGGCUGCUUCUGUGGUGCACGGUGGUUCAGUGAACCCGAAAACCUUGACAAUUGAACCCACCAUACUGCUAAACCCUCCGCUCGAUUCUGACAUCAUGACCGAGGAGAUAUUUGGUCCGAUUCUGCCGAUCAUCACGGUAAAGAAGAUCGAAGAUAGCAUGAAGUUUGUCAGAUCUAAGCCGAAACCGCUGGCGAUCUAUGCUUUCACUAGAAACGAGAAGCUGAAGAGCCGGAUUAUAAACGAGACGUCGUCCGGGAGUGUCACGUUCAACGACGCUGUGGUGCAGUACGUUGUGGAAGGUCUCCCGUUUGGCGGCGUCGGGCAGAGCGGAUCAGGACAGUACCACGGAAAGUACAGCUUCGAGCUGUUCAGCAACAAGAAGGCGGUGUUCAAAAGAAGCUUCCUGAUCGAGUUCAUGUUCAGAUAUCCGCCGUGGGAUAACGGCAAGAUCGGGAUGCUGAGGCACGUCUUCAACACGAACUACGUGCUCCUUCUUCUCGGCCUGAUCGGCCUGAGGAGAUGACCAGAGAAACAACCUGGAGAACAAGACCGCAACCGGUCGAGCUGAAGAGCUGAAGCUACGCCGUAUGCACCAAAGCGUUUAGACUGCAUACAUCGUAGUGUUACAUACUAUACUUGAAUCAAUUGCAAAGUUGUAUCGUGUAAUCUAUAAUGCUGUGUGCAUCGUUUCGAUGCCAGAGGAGGGCGGUCCUCCCAUUUCACGAAGUAAUAAUCGUGUAAUCUAUUUCUAUCGACACCAUGAUUCGUCAAAGCUUGAGAAAUUUACUA